Molecule: messenger RNA, 5999 nt
Organism: Bemisia tabaci
Lineage: Eukaryota; Metazoa; Arthropoda; Insecta; Hemiptera; Aleyrodidae
Gene: milt
Product: trafficking kinesin-binding protein milt
Biological process (GO): vesicle transport along microtubule; protein targeting; mitochondrion distribution
Cellular component (GO): cytoplasmic vesicle; mitochondrion
Molecular function (GO): myosin binding
Source: RefSeq, a predicted model, not a curated record
GCGUCCUGUCAGCUGACUGCGCUGCGCUGCGUCGCGACGCCGUGCCUCAAGUUCGAGCGUCGAGACGCUACGACGCGGAGGUCUGUCUUCCGCGACCGCGGCUCCCGUUUCAGUGCAUUUCAGCCUCGGUUUCAGCCACGAUUUCACCCGAUUUUCUCCACUCCUUUCCCCACGGCCCAUCCGCAACCGGCUUUCCUUUAUUUUUGUGCGGGUCGUUUUUCGUUUCGUAAAGGACUUUUUUUUUCAUUUAUUUUGUGGUUCUCUUUUUGUUGUGUCGUAUUUUUUUUUUACGAAUUUCGGUAAGAUUUUAUUGUGUUAAAUACCGACCGGUGUCGGUCGUAACGUGGUUGUCGUAUUGUGUUGUGUCGAGACGUAUCUUAUGGAUCUCCUGGAUACCCAAGUGUUUUUCGACUGAUAACGUGAUUAUUUUCACAGCCAGAGCUCAGGAUGUUAAUGCUUAGGUUCAUACUGAUCUCCCGUUAAAUAGACUUUGGCUCCGUCCCAUAUAAUACGCUUUCGGUGGAGUGUAAACUGCAUUCAAGAACCCCACUGUGCUAAUCAUCGGUGCAUACAUUGCGGAAUUGUGUUAUUUUCUCGGUUUCGAGUUAACGGAGGAAGGACUUUCAUUUAGUACUUUUCGUUGUCGAAUAUUUUUUCGAACACUUUUUUGCUUUUUAAAUCUUAAGUUGGAGAGACACGUUUGUUUUUUACACAAUUCAACUUUGUGUUCAUUUUUUUUCUUGAAAUAAUCCAACGAUGACAUGAACAAUGAUGGGGGAGGUGACGCACUGAGAAAGGCCGCUAAUUUGGGCUCGGUUGACUUAGACCUGUCCGAGGUUGACGAUGUCAGUGCUAUCUACGACUACUUUAACAGUGUUCUGAAAGAGAAGCCCAAAUCUCUUGACAUCGGGUCCGUCUCAUUCGAUGAAACGACCCCUGAUUCGAGCACCGCGACUGCGCUACACGGAAAAGGCAGCGUUUCUGAUUGUUUUUACCACAUUCACAAGCAUGGAUCCCAGCUGGGGGUCCGGCUCUUGCUGCCCGCACUCAACAGAGUCCUAUGCAGCGAUCGCGUAAGCCAAAUGACCAAAACUUAUAAUGACGUCGAGGCAGUCACAAGGCUUCUGGAAGAAAAAGAAAAGGACAUAGAAUUAACAGCUCGUAUUGGAAAGGAGCUUCUUGCACAUAAUCAGAAAUUAGAGAGCACUGUUGCCGCUCUAGAAGUAGAAAUCAAAGCUGCUAAUGAAAAAAUCACUCAGUUGACGUAUGAUCUGCACCGAAAAACAGAACUCAUCAAUGUCCUCACGAAUGAUGACUCUUGUUCAGAAGCAAGCACACCAACCGGUGGUGUUAGUCUGGAGUUUAUGCAGAGGCGAAUCGGCCUCUUGGAAAAUGAAAACAAAAUAUUGCGGGAUGAAACAUCACAACUUGCAUCGCAAACUGAUGAGAUCGAGGCCCAGGAAGCAAAAUUAUAUGCUGAGUUAUCAGAGCAAUUAACCGCUGCCAGAGUAGAUGUCAGUUGUUUAACGGAAGAGGCGGACCGAUGCAGAGAGGAGGCAAGAACGGCACAAAACUUAGCCAGUACAUUACAAGAGAAACUCACUGUUUUAGAGCAAAAGUACAAUGAUCUGACCAUGUCGAAUGAGGAUCUAAGCAAUAUCCUUGGUUUUGCAAAACAAACCCAGGAAGAAUUAACUACAGAAUUAGCAGAAUUAAAAGAGAGGUAUGCCGAGGUGCUCGGUUUCUUACACGACACUCAAGAAGCCCUCAAACAACUGCAGAAAAAGAAUCAGCCAACGGCCAAAGGUGGAUUGCUUUACGCUUCGCUUCAGCCUCAAACUUACCAAUCGGACUCAUUGGCCAUGGAGUUGGAAAGCUCACUUUUUUCGGAGCUCAGUUUGGAUUCCGGAAUCAGUACUGAGCGUGGACUACCUCAUUAUAAGAAAGUGUUCGACACUGUCAGAUGUGCCUCACGAGGAAGUACUAUUUCCAGCGGUCGAAGUUCCGAUUGCAGCCCAUAUCCUGAUCCAUUGAUGAAGCCCAGUCUAUACAAACCUAUGUCUAGUGACCUCCUAAUGACAUCGUCGUCGCAGCCUCGUAUGAGCUCCCACUUCUCCAACUCCGGCUCAAGAUCUCAUCGUCUCUCAUCAAUAACAUUAGAUUCCGCAGGCUUGACUGAUUCCGAUUCCAGCAUUGAUGACUUCUACAACUACCCGUCAUCUGCGGCUGGCGUUCCUGGGAUUCCUGGCUCUGAAGAUUUGGCCGCUGCACUUAAUAAACUUACACCCGGUGAAGUCGCGGCACGACGCCGACAACUAAGCAGCGGUGUUUUCAGUUCGCAUGUCUUCGAACCAUCAGAAACCCCACGAACUCCUGACUCGAUCAUGUCCACGGGGAGCAGUGGCGCUUUCCCCUUCGGUUUCGGCAUGAGUAUGAGCACUCCUUGGCGUCUUCCUGAAAAAUUGCAGAUUGUGAAGCCCAUGGAGGGAUCUCAAACUCUGCAACAGUGGAGUCAGUUAGCAACACCUUCAAUGGGGGGCUUACUCGAUGAGAAGCCAGGAAUCAAAAUCCGCGGUGGUAAAGACCUAGAAGCACUUGGUCUUCACGUAUUCACAUUGGACGAUGUUGAAGAGGAUGAUGAAGUGAUACACCCUGGAAAGAGCUUCCAAAAUUCCGGCACAAUUUAUACUUACACCAACAGUACCGUUAUGCAUCCUGAUGAUAAUACCAGUGUCUCGGCCAGCAUCGCAGGAAGUAGGAUGUCGACGGCAGCCAAUAGUCGAGCGAGUAGUGUAGCGCCUACUCCUUUGUCUCGUUCGCGACGCAACUCGUGUUCGACAUUCUCAACUGGCCUGGGUCUUGCCAAGUUACUAAAUGAGCGAGGCAUUCAAGCUGCGACUCCUUCAACCUUCGUUACUCCACGUUUCUCUCCAACAGCGACCCCUUGCAACAGCCCCACGAGGUCUCGCAGCCCCUCUCCCACUUUUAGUCCGUUUACUUUACCAAGUUACUUAAUGUCCAGUGGUGCUAAACUUCUGAGACGAACUUUAACCGGGUCAUCAUCUCACAGAUCGCGAAGUACAAGUCGCCAUCGUGAUUCUACACCUGACAAAAAACCCCUAGGAGAAAUUAAACUUGUAGAAACGAUUGAGCGAAUUGGUGUUAAUACCCUAAUGUCAACAACAGCAUCGGACACGAAUAUCUCAGAUAUCUGCUCGCAGCUGAGCAAGCCAUCAACAAUCGACGCCACAAGCUCGUGCCUUGGGAUUCCUGGAAAACCAGGAAGCGGAAUCUUGGAAUCCAGGCUCAAAAGUUUGCCGAACAAUGCGAGAAGGCGCCCGACAUCCGGGAAGCAACGCCAAGACCUGGGCGUGGUUUUAGGGUCUGUCUCUAGUCUGCAGAAGAACGAUGCUGCAAACCCACCAACAACGGCAGCUCAAAGCACCUCCUCGCCCGCCCUUGGAACGCUCAACAAGGUCUUGUUCGGGAGGAAGGGCGGUCUCCUGUAGAGAGAGGAGUUGUAGAAAUCGCCUAGACUUUCUUAUUUUUGUUUCCAUGUUUUUAGGGCAUUUGUUUUGUCGAAGGGGUGUCCAACUAUCAGAAAAACAAAAUGUCAGACCUACCUAUUACAAAUUUUGCGUGUUCGGGAUGAAAUUAUGACUGAAAUUAUGAGAUUAUCCCAUGAGUGUUUUUUUUAGCAACAGGCGAGGUAGACUGAUUAGUGAUUAAUUUUCUUAACCGCAAAAUUUGUUUUUUUUUCCGAUCGCCUAAGAAAAUUUUCGUCUCUUGGUUGUAAAUUUUUGUUCUAACCGGAAAAUUUCUUUUUUCAUGCCAUAAUUUACAGUUGGUAACAUUUUUUCGCGCUUACCACAUUCAUUAAUUUCUCGCUCUUUUUUCCCCCAAAUAUAUCCUAAAUACCUGGAAUAUUUUUAUUUAUUGAUCAAUCACAUGUGGCAAUACCGUGUAACCUCUCUUGUACGUUUCAAGUUUAUCAUUUUUGUGUUUUAAAACUCAGAAAAAGUCAGUUUCAAAAUAUUUACAUCAAAUUUAUGUCAAGUUUCAGUCAAAUUGUGUAAAAUUAAGUGUUCUUUAGCGGAAAAUUUUGAAGGAUAAAUCCUGUACAAUCUCUAGUAAAGUAAAAAAAAAUUGAAGGAAAAACAUUUCACAGAUUCUUUGAAAAAUAAUUAAUUUGUAGAAAUAUUAACAAUUAUCAUUGAAAGUUUCAAGUUUGUGUCAGAACGACCGCUGUAAUGAAUUUUAGUACACUUUCCUGAUGAUCAGUCAGUUAAAAUUUGCCCCUCUCUUGGACGCCCCUUCCACAGCUACUAUAGUUAUUUAAUUUGUGAUAAUUUUGAUUAGAUCAAAAUAUUUUUAUUACUUGUUCUUAUUGAACAGCGUGCGGUAAAGAAAAAAUAAUAGAAAAUGAGAUGAAGAGAAGACAAAGUAAAUAGACUUGUUUAUAUAUUUUUUACUAAAAUAGAAUUCCCAGCAUUACAUUAGUUGAGCAAAAUAUAUUGUUAGCAUAAUUGUCUAAAGUUCCAUCAGUUUUUAAUUUUUUGUGAUUUUUCUGUUUUCUAUUGUUACAUUAUUAGAAGCCCUGUACCAAGGUUCUAUUAAUACUUAUCCUAUUUCAGACCUGUAGUUCUGUAACUGUUAAUGAUUCCUAACCAUCAGAAGAAGUAUCAGUUACCUAUCACAAAGGCUUAGAUUGCUCUGACUUCAACAUUUUAAGAGUUGAUUCCUUCAAUUGGAAGGGCUCCUCGCUUCCAUCCUCUAUAUCCAGAAGGCGCUUUUUCAUCAUAGUGAAUCAUGAAAGUAUUUCAGAAGAACAAAAGAAGCCAAGUAUUUAUCUUAAUUUUCCUCCAAGUGUAUUUCCCAAGCUGAAAGGUGAGUUUUUACUUAGAAUGGCAAAUAGUGGAGCUCAUUAUGCGAUAAUCUCUGGAAGAAUCGAACCGAUAUUUUUCUCAAGGGCCUGAGCGCCAAAAUUCAAGUUUCGGGAAAAACGCAUAAUAAUUUGCCGUUCGGUGUACGUUUAAUCUUUCCAGCUCAGUUUCAAUAGGUAUUUUUUAGACACAAACAUUUUUUGGGCUCGAAAAACUGAGUGUACAUCUAAUGUCACAGUUUUCUCCUUUUUUCUUGAAACAUGCAUUUUUGCGCUUGGGUUGGUAAGAAAAUUAUUGGCUCAGUUUUGCAACAUGAAUCGUCUCGAACUUGGUUGCCGCAUCGGCAAACCAGUACAACAGUGCCAUUUUACUUCUGAAACAUUUUUCUCUAGACAUGCCUUCGGAUGGAAGUUUCCUAGUUCCACCUAAAGUUUUUAUCCAAAGAAAUUCAAGAAAUGUUGAAAUAGUAGCUAAUUAAGUCUUUUUAUUGUAUUCCUUGUAAUUCUACAGUUUAAAAAUUCAAGCUAAUUAUAUCAUCUUAAUUGUUAAGUUAGUCUCUGAAGACAUGAUUUGUGGCAUUAAUGGAGAUCAAGGAACAAAAUUCCCUGAGUACUAGUUAAGUAAAAUUUUAGUAAUGCUAUAUCUUAUUGUCGUAAAACCGUAGGCUUUUGUUUUUUUGCGAUGACAGGAUGAACCUGAAGUAUUUAAAGUACCCAACCAAAUGAUUUUUUAUUCUUAAUUAACCGAAUAACCUCAAUGAUUUAGUUUUUGAAAUCAACACCCAAGUCAUGAAUGGCAUUUUUAGCUUCAUAACUUCCUUUGGAAAGUGCUGUUUUCACUUGCUGCCGUGGCAACUGAGGAUUUAUCCGCUCAGCUCUAGAUUCCGCUAAUGCAGCGGCUAAGUUUCGCUUUCCUCUCGCUUUUUCCGAUCCUCUCUGUUAACUUGAAAUUAGCCAUGCAAUAAUAAUUUUUUCAUAGUCCGGGAAUUCGUGCUUUUCUGUUACUUUACGAUGCUGCAAUCAAAGAUUAAAUUUUGUGUUUGUUUGAUGAUUCGGUUCGUCAGCUUUUAAAGGGACAAAUUUUUGGCCAUGGUAAUCAUCAGUUCCGAUUGUUGGC